AUGAAUAAAAAUUCGCCGUCUAAUCUGCCGUAUGACAUUCUACGCCAAAUAUUCGAAUAUCUCGGCCGAGCGGACCUCUAUGCCCUCUCAUUAGUCUGCACGACUUUUCUGCACCCAGCAUCAGCAGUUUUGUACCAAAUUAUUCUCCCUCCGUCAUCUACGACUCAGUUUAUUCGUCUCUUUUGGACGCUUUCCAAAGCGCCGCUCGUGACGCGGAGCGUACACACACUUCACCUGGCAGCCCGAGGUCUACGAGUUGUUCAGUUAGCAUCUACGAAUAACCUCGACACAUUACUCAAAGCUCAACCAUCCUCCACCUUCUCAUCAACGGACGUCGUCACACCCAAUGGCGCAUCUGACCGUCAUCAAGGAGUUAGGAAUCCCCAGGAAGAAGAUGGCUUCGGCAGCUUGGAACGGGUUUUUGACGAAGCGCAAUUCAGCAAUAUGCUGCCCCUCGUCGUUGUCGAGCGAGCCUUUUACAACCUCUCUUCCCUUCAAGAGCUCGUUAUCCACCCACACAUUCCGUUUCUCUUCUGGUCUUUCACGCGUCAAAUGCCCAGUUUGCGGCAUGUCCGCAUCCUCGGACGAGCAGACUCGACGCUGCUGCUAUUUUGGCUCGCAAAGCAAACCAACUUGGUGUCAUUACAUUACGAACCAUCUGACCACUACGUGACACAAUGGUUCCCGAGCGGUGGGCCAGAGUCUGAGGGGCAUUUCGUUUCAAAUCUCAAAACGUUGAGGACAAACGUCCGUGGAGCGAUUUUGCUCGCUCCUCAAAGGCCAAUCGUCAAUCUUCGCCUUGAAUUUGGUGAUGUCGUCGAGCCUCAAACUCCUGGUCUCUCCAUGAGCUUCGGGGAGUCUCUGAGAAAGACACGGGUACCUAUCAAUUCCUUUACCCUUGGAGAUUGCUGCACGACCCACUAUGCGCCACUGUUGAUCAUGGUUUCGAGAUAUCUCUCUCAGAUCACUCAUCUCAGUCUUGCGGUAGAGUACGAAUAUCCGCUCGACCACCUUGUCCAGUCGACCCUGCCGUUGCUACCGCAUCUCCUCAUACUCGAGGUUCCGACCACCGAUCUCUUUCAUCUGAUGGAAGCCGUUCGAGGCAAGAGUAAUGAAAGUAACUCAGAGGUCUCCGAGCAGUGGAGGGAGGUUCAAUCCAACAAGGCUGUCAAGCCAUCGCAUAUUCCGGUGCACAAGCUAUUCAUGCUAUGGAUACCAUGCAUAUCAUCCCCGUACGCAACAUUUCACAUUGGCGGGUUCAUCAGGGAAGAAGUACCGCUCAACGUGGUCACGUCAACAAAGCAGACGGAAACGUCCACCCUGAUAAUUGAAGUCGAGGCCCCCAAGAGCCAGAAGCAGAUCGAAAAGUAA
Molecule: messenger RNA, 1371 nt
Organism: Serendipita indica DSM 11827
Lineage: Eukaryota; Fungi; Basidiomycota; Agaricomycetes; Sebacinales; Serendipitaceae
Source: the annotation of a GenBank genome assembly